GUUUUUUCCAAAUGUCAUCGUCAGAUUUGUGGAAGUGAACGCAACAAGUGUUUGUGUAAAAUUUCCAAAAAUACACACGUGCAUCGCGAAAAAACAGCCCCAAAGACUGUGAAAGUGCGUUGGGCGAGGUUUGCGAGAGGUUAACGCACGCAUUACCGCGAAAAUGCCAUCGUGAAGUUCGAGUGUAGUUUCAGCUUGUGCAUCGGUUUGUUGUGUUUAAAAUGACGAAGAAAAAGGCUCAACUGUACAAGAAACCGGUGAGAACGAACCUGACGCUGAGGCAUUUCGUACGAAAUCUCAAAGAAAACGAUUUGCACUACGAUAACAAGCAAAUAACUCAAUGCGUAUUUUUAGGUUGUUUAAGGCUAAAACCAGUGAUUGGUGUGUUUAAACCCCACUUAAAGCCAACACAAAAACAAUCCCCUACCAAAUCGGCACCCUCCAGAACAAUAAACAAGCUAAAAAGCGACCCCAACGUGAAAAUCGUCAACAAAAACGAAAUAAAAAAAUCGAACAGCAGCAACAAAAAGCCAGCAGCUCAAGGGAAAAUCGUCAAGAAAAACGCUGAAAAAAUCAGCCAAAAGGUGAAAAACAGCGAUAAAAAGAAGACUGUGAUCAAAAUCAAACUAAGCCCCAAGAAAAAAGUCAACAACAAAGAGAAACAACAAAAGCCCGCAAAAACCGCCAAAAAAACACCUUUACCUUUGCCAGUCAACACAGCAAUGACUGAGAAAAAACAAACCUUCAAAAUCAUUAACUCACCCAAAAAACUCUUAACCAGCGUUAUAAGAGAUGAACCUAUCUACCAACCACCACCACCACCGAUUAAAGUAAACCAAGUUCAAAUAUUAUUCGACAAAAUAAAGAACAAACAGAGCACUGAAAUAACCAAAAAGCCCAAAGAAAACCUGGCAAAAACAAACAAGAAAAAAGCAAAUUCCCCUGCAGGCAGCAGUCAAAGCAAUUUGCCCACAUUUGCCACCAAAGGCGCGAAAAAAACUGCCAAAAACACGGAAAAAAGAAAAUUAAUUGACAGCAAAACUACAACCCCCAAAAAAUCAAAAAAGUCACUGAUUUUGGACACGGAAAAAAAUAACGAUGACGUCAUUUUAAUUUUAGACGAUGAACCUCAAAAAACCGCUAAAACAGAGGUGCAAGAAGAAGAGGACGUAGUUUUUGUUUCUUUCGAUCCCAGCCCCAAAUCAACAAGAUCUUCGCCUAGGCUGAGCUCAAGUGAGGUUAGAACUGAAGAGAACACAACUGAAACUGAAAAAAUAAAGCAGAGCAAAGCAAAAGAGAGAACAUCACCAAGAAAUAAGGCCGAUGAAGUUGUGGAACCCAAAAAGGAUGUUGUUAAAGCAAAGAAAGUUAAAGAACGGACAAGUCCAAGAAACAAAAGUAGUGAUUCAAUUGAAGCCACCACUGAAAAAUCAAAAACACCAGAUAUAACUGCAGAAUUACCAGCUACUAAGAAGACUCAAGCUAAAAAACAACAGCAAGCUAUUGUUAUUCUUGAUGAUACUGAAUCAAGUCCUAAAUCAAUCAUGGCAGAAAAGGCUCCUGUUUUGGAGGAAAGCAUCAUAAUCCAAGACGAUGAAAAAUUAAACUCCUCCCUGCAGCCACACGACGAAAUCGAAGCCUCCCUUAACCUUCUCUUCGGUUACACUGAAUCACCAAUACCUGAAAGGCUACCAAUGAAAGAAAUUACACCACCUAGGACUGAAAAACGCCCACUUCAACCCAUUGUCGUACCCGAGGAUGUACAACUUAUAGAAACCCCCAAGAAAAAAUCCCCAAAAGAAAAAUCAUCACCUUUGGUGAUUGAAAAUGAUUUGUUAUCGGUAAAGUCAAGUAUUGUACCUGAUGAUGCCUCUACCUGCUCCAAAACGUCGGCUAAAAAUGCUCCAGCAAAGAAAAGAUCACCAAUGGUGAUUGAAGAGACAGUGGUUGUUGGUGAUAAUGUUCAAUCAUCCAUUAUUGUGCCUGAUGAUGCCAAGACGUCGGCUAAAAAAACUCCAGCAAAGAAAAAAUCACCAAUGGCGAUUAAAGAGACAGUGGAUAUUGGUGAUGAUGUUCAGUCAUCAAGUAUUGUGCCAGAUGAUGCCAAAACGUCGGCUAAAAAAGCUCCAGCAAAGAAAAAAUCACCGAUGGUGAUUGGAGAAACAGUCGUUAUUGGUGAUGAUGUUCAAUCAUCCAGUAUUGUGCCUGAUGAUGCCAAAACGUCGGCUAAAAAAGCACCAGCAAAGAAAAAGUCACCAAUGGUGAUUGAAGAAACUGUGGUGAUUGCCGAUGAUGUUCAAUCAUCAAGUAUUGUUCCAGAUGAUGCCAAAACGUCGGCUAAAAAAGCUCCAGAAAAGAAAAAGUCACCCAUGGUGAUUGAAGAAACUGUGGUGAUUGCUGAUGAUGUUAAAUCAUCAAGUAUUGUGCCUGAUGAUGCCAAAACGUCGGCUAAAAAAGCACCAGCAAAGAAAAAGUCACCAAUGGUGAUUGAAGAAACUGUGGUGAUUGCCGAUGAUGUUCAAUCAACAAGUAUUGUGCCAGAUGAUGCCAAAACUUCGGCUAAGAAAGCUCCAGCAAAGAAAAAGUCACCAAUGGUGAUUGAAGAAACUGUGGUGAUUGCCGAUGAUGUUCAAUCAUCAAGUAUUGUGCCUGAUGAUGCCAAAACGUCGGCUAAGAAAGCUCCAGCAAAGAAAAAGUCACCAAUGGUGAUUGAAGAAACUGUGGUGAUUGCCGAUGAUGUUCAAUCAACAAGUAUUGUGCCAGAUGAUGCCAAAACUUCGGCUAAGAAAGCUCCAGCAAAGAAAAAGUCACCAAUGGUGAUUGAAGAAACUGUGGUGAUUGCUGAUGAUGUUAAACCAUCAAGUUUUGUGCCAGAUGAUGCCAAAACGUCUGCUAAAAAAGCUCCAGCAAAUAAAACGCCACCAAUGGUUAAUGAAAAAACUGUGGUGAUUGCUGAUUAUGUUAAAUCAUCAAGUAUUGUGCCAGAUGAUCCCAAAACGUCUGCUAAAAAAGCUCCAGCAAAGAAAAAGUCACCAAUGGUGAUUGAAGAAACUGUGGUGAUUGCUGAUGAUGUUCAAUCAAGUAUUGUGCCAGAUGAUGCCAAAACGUCUGCUAAAAAAGCUCCAGCAAAGAAAAAGUCAUCAAUGGUGAUUGAAGAAACUGUGGUGAUUGCUGAUGAUGUUCAAUCAUCUAGUAUUGUGCAUGAUGAUGACAAAACGUGGGCUAAAAAAGCUCCAGCAAAGAAAAAGUCACCAAUGGAGAUUGAAGAAACUGUGGUGAUUGCUGAUGAUGUUCAAUCAUCUAGUAUUGUGCAUGAUGAUGACAAAACGUGGGCUAAAAAAGCUCCAGCAAAGAAAAAGUCACCAAUGGAGAUUGAAGAAACUGUGGUGAUUGGUGAUGAUGUUCAAUCAGUUAAUUCAAGUGUUGAUACAGAAUGUUCGGACAAAAAAGCGCCAGCAAAGCAAAAAUCACCAAUGGUGAUUGAAGAAACUGUGGUGAUUGGUGAUGAUGUUCAAACACUUAAUUCGAGUGUCGAUGAUGCAUCUAGUAGCACAAAAUCUUUGGCUGGAAAGGCGGCUGCAAACAAAAAAUCACCAGUGGUGAUUCAAGAGACUGUGGUAAUUGGUGAUGAUGUUCAAUCAACUAAUGUUUUGUGUGAUGAUGCACUAAGCACUAAGAAAGCACUAGUAAUUAAAAAAUCACCAAUAGUAGUGGAAGACACUGUUGUUAUUGCUGAUGAUGUACGAACCAAAACAAUUGUCAAGAAAACAAUCGCAAAGAAAAAACCACUAGUAGUAGUUGGUGAUGGUAUAACCCCUGUUGAGGAAACUUCUACAAAGAAAACACUACGUCCGAAAAAAAAUACUGAUGUGCAAGCAACAUCUGCCAUUGAACCUAAACCCAAGCAAAUUUCACCAAAGAAAAAAUCACCAAAGGAAAAGGAUAAAGUAGUUAUUGAUAAUAAUAUACAAUCAGUUGGUGAAGUUGAAAAACCUACUAAGAAAAUAUUACGUAAUAAAAAAUUACCAUUGGUUAUUGGGGGUGAUGUGCAAGCAAGUUCAGCAUCUACCACUGAACAUGCCAAAACGCCAUUGAAGAUUGAAGACGCAAUGGUGGUCGGUGACGAUGUACAAACAUCACCAAAUGAUAAUGUAACAACUAAAAAACCCGCCAAGAAAAUGUUAACCCAGAAAAAAUUACCAUUUAUGUUGGAGGAAGCAGUUGCACCAACUAAUAAUAAAACACCGAAAACGACAACAAAAAAAUCUGGCAAGAAAAAUUCACCACCUCUCUUGGAAGAAGCAGUUGUGAUGGGUGAUGUGCCAUCAAACCCCGAACCUGAUGACAAAACCAUCAAAACACCUUCUAAGAAAGCUGGCAAGAAAAAAUUACAAAUGGUGAAAGAAGACACUGUGAUGAUUGUUAAUGAUCUACCAACUAGCGAAAUCGAAGAAGCAGCUGUGAUUGGUGAUGACUUGCCAUUAAACUCCAAACCUAAUGACAAAAAAACAAAAACCAAAACACCUACUAAAAAAGCUGCCAAGAAAAAAAUUCAAAUGGGGAAAGAAGACACUGUGAUGAUUGUUAAUGAUCUACCAACUAGCGAAAUCGAAGAAGCAGCUGUGAUUGGUGAUGACUUGCCAUUAAACUCCAAACCUAAUGACAAAAAAACAAAAACCAAAACACCUACUAAAAAAGCUUCUGCCAAGAAAAAAAUUCAAAUGGGGAAAGAAGGCACUGUGAUGAUUGGUGAUGAUCCACCAACAAGCGAAAUUGAAGAAGCAACUGUGAUUGGUGAUGAGGUGCCAUCAAACCCCAAACCUGAUGACAAAACAACCAAAACACCUACCAAAAAAGCUUCUGGCAGGAAAAAAUCAAAAACCGUAGACACUGUGGUAAUUGGAGAAGGUACUGAUAUUAUAGAUCCCAAAAAGUUCGCCAAGAAAACACCUCCAAAGAAGCAAUUACCAGCAAAAGCUGCCCAUGUUGAUAAAUCAACUCCACAAGUGGAUAAAACUGUAAAACCGCCGUUAAGAAGAUCACCAAGAGACAAAACGCCAGUUGCCACUUCUCCUAAAAAAGUCGAAGAAUCACCAAUAGAGGUAGAACCUAAAAAAGUUACACGCAAGUCAUUACCAGUAACUGAAAAUCCGAAAAAAGCCGCAAUAACAUCAGUACCAUUGGUGGAUAACACAACUGAAGAUACUAACAAGCCUAAUAAGAGAGGCAGAAAAAGAAAAUCUGCCGUCAAAAUGGACGAAAUCGUGGUGAUACAAGACGAGCUCGAAGCCGCAAUGCAGGAAUUACAAGCUCUUUUAGACAACACUGAAGAUAACGUGCAACAAGUUGCCGAAACAGUGGAAAAUAACGCAGAAUUGGUGGCCAAAAAACCUGGUAGAUCUGCUAAGAGUAAAGCCAUAGAAGCAAUGGAAAUUUCGGCUCCCAAAAAGAGGUCCAGGGUGUCUUUGGAGAAGGAGACGGUUAAGGUUGAGGCUGUUCCAGAAGUGCAAACUGCCAAGAAGCGUGGACGACCUUCUGCUGUUUCCAAAAUUAAGAGUGAAGAAAUAGCAGUUGAAGAAAACGUCACCAAAAAGAAGCGCGGCAGGAAACCCAAAGUAUCCGUUGAACCAACAUUGGACGUGUACCAAAGCCCUGAGAAAAUUGUCGAGCAAAUCAACAAACUUACCGGUGGAGAAACUAGCGUUUUCGAAGUGGAGGAAGAUGUCAAACAUUCACCAAACGUUGUGGAAGAAAAAGCGCAGGAUGUCGAUGUAAUUCGGGCUAAAGUGGCGAGAGUUAGACCUAUGAUGGUGGUUAAGGAAAAGACACCGCAAAAAGAGCCUCCGAAAGAUUUGUACGACUUCGUCGACGAAGAGAUCGAAGAGGUUUCGUUAAGAUUGCCGUCGCCGAAAAAAUCGCCACCAAGUGUUGUGGUGCAACAAGCUAAAAAGAGAAGUUCUGAGGUUAAAAGGGAGUGCAUUGAUUUGGUGACUGAGAAAAAGGAGCCGAGCACCGUUAAAUCGCCGAUGAAAUCGCCGCUGAGGCAGCAGAGCUUGGUGGUGAUGUUCGAGGCGCAGAGACUGAAGAAGCAGCGCCAAGCCGAGAUCGACGCGAUUUUCACCAGACCGGCGGAUUUGGCGCCCGACGUGACGAUUUCGUUGAAGAACGAAGCCGCGAAACCGGCGCCGACGGAAUCGAACAGCAUCGCGCUGGAUUCCUCCGACCAGGACGAGGACUUUUACGACGACGACUCGCGCAGCGCGAUGGAGUGGCUGCCGGAAGACUACGCCGAGUACAAGAUGCAGUACGCGGAGAAGAUCAGCACGCAAGUGGGCAAGUACGUGCCGAUCUUCAAGUGCAAGGUGUGCAUGCGCGUCUUCAAGAGCUACUACGUGCUGAGGAAGCAUCGCAAGACGCACGAGCAGAAGCAGAAUCCGUACGUGUGCCCCAGCUGCAACGACAGCUUCAAGGAGGUGGACGAUUUCAACGCCCAUCUCAGGAUACACAAAGGUAAAGAACCUUACAGCUGCAAAAAAUGCAAAAUGGGCUUCAUGAGCAAAGAAGCUUUCCAAGCGCACGCGCCGGUGCACAUCUUGAAGAAGAUCAAGGUGGAAAACAAAAAAUUCCGUUGCGACGUUUGCGCCAAGGAGUUCGGAAAAGUGAGCGAGAUGGAGAGGCACAUGCGCGUCCACACCGGAGAAAAACCGUGCGUGUGCAACAUAUGCCACAAAAGGUUCCAACAGUCCUACAACUUGAGCAAACACCUGCUGACGCAUCUCCACGUGAAGCCGUUCGCCUGCGAGAUAUGCAACAAGCAGUUCGGCAGGAACGACGUCAUGCAGCGCCAUCUGUUGACGCACUCCGUGGACAAACCUUUCAAGUGUCAAAUCUGUCAGAAAGGUUUUAUAAGAGACUCCCAGCUGGAAAAGCACCACAAAAAAAUGCACGAGAAAAAGCAAGCCGCAGAAGGUACCGAACCGCCUCAGAACCCUUUGACUAGCGAGUCGUAAAUGGGAGAAGUAUAAUUUUUUUGUUGAGUUUUAAUUGGUAAGUACUGUUUUCUAUGGCACACCGUUUUAACAUUUAUUAAAUAUUAGUGGUUUAAAAUUUUCUAAAAAUUUUGGGUUAACAAAAUUUACUAAAUAACAGUUCACUUUUGUAUUAAACAAUAUUAUUUUCAAUCAAUUUUCGCAAAAAUUUCUAACUAUUAUUUUUAAAUAAAAAUAAUUUCUUAAGUAUAGUUUAUUUGGGCAGAAUUUUUUAAAUCUUUAACAAAUAUUUUAUAAAAUUAUUUAGAUUAAAUUGGUAAAGUUAAACUUUUUAGUAUUUAAAAAUAGUGUCAAGGGAUUUAAAAUAAAAACACAUAAAAAACAUUUUCUACCAAAAAUAGUUUAAAACUCAAAACAAUUGAAAAAAUGUAAAACUUAAAAUAUUGGUUUUUAAUAAUUUUAUUCUAAAAAAUUAUUGGUUUAAAUUUAAAUGGUAGUCGAUAAAUUUGUAAUACAAAAAUUACCACUAUAAAAUUUAAAAAUGAAAUUUGAGAAUUUUUGAAUUAAAAAUUUAUUGACUAUUAUUUAAAUAACUCUUAACAAAAUUAAACUGAUAAUUUUGUAGAAUAAAAUAUUUGAUCUAUAAAUUUUAAAAAUCAAUAUAUUUAAUCUUAAAGUUUUACAGUUGUAUUUUAUAUUUAAAUUAUUUUUUGACUAUAAAUUUUUUGAGUUUUUGACUUUAAACUAAUAUCUAAUAAAUGCUAAAACGACGUGUCAGUUUUCUUUGUUUUAUCUCGUUCUGUGACUAAUUUUAGUCAAUUUUCAUUAAGUUUUGAUACACAUUACCAAUUAUAAUGUACUUGUUGUACCAUUUCGAGAUUUUGCGAAUGAUAUUCAUCAUUUUUCUUUACACCAUACUUUUUUUUUUUUGAUCUCCAGACUGUUUACCAUAACCAUAACUAGUUAAGUACAAAACCUAAAAAUGUACAUAUUUUGGUUUUGUGUUAUGUACAUCUAUUUUUUAAUAGACAAUAAAAAUUUAAGGCAAUAACUAUUAAUAAUUAUAUCCACUAGUAAGUACUUAUUUUUCAAACAGCUCAUAUCACAAAACACCCUGGUCAAUUAGUAAGCUUUAAAAAAAUGGUUUUACUUAAAAUUCUCAAAAAAAUGGUGGAUAUAACUAUAUAUUUUUGUGAUUUUCUCUAUUCUACCGUGUAGAAUAAGUGAUUUAGUGUAGCUGUACAGUAGGAAGAUAUAAAUCUAAAAAUAAUGUUUUUUACUUCCAACUCUUUCCGAUUGUAUAAUAUCUCAUUUUGAAGGUGCUUACUGUAUUUUGUUAUAUGGGUUGUUAAAAUUGCUGAAGAAAAAAAUCAUUUAAAAACUAGAGUAUUUUUUUAUUUGUGAUAGUUUUAGACCAGCCAGUGCCUUGGUAAUUUACAAAAUACAUGUGCCUUGUUCAUUUGUACUUUAUUAAUAUUAACCCACCAUAUAACAUUACGUAAUUUAUUGUUUAGUUUUACCUUUAAUAUUAUACCUUAUUAUUUUUAUUAUGAAAUAAGUGUAGUUCAUAGUUAUUUUUACUAUUAUAUCCUAUACUUUAGUAGUAAUAUGUAUUGUUUUAACGUUUUUCAGAAGAUGUAUAUAAUUUUCAGUUGUAUGCUGCUUUUUUUUUAUAAACCAAAUAAAAACUACAAAAUGUAA
Brassicogethes aeneus is the source of this 8690-nucleotide messenger RNA. The record is from the annotation of a GenBank genome assembly. NCBI's taxonomy places the organism in Eukaryota, Metazoa, Arthropoda, Insecta, Coleoptera, Nitidulidae.